AUGGACUCGAAAAGCUACGCAAAACUUGGAUCGGGAGACUCGUAUAUGGUUUAUGAUCUCUUUGAUAGUGAGUUCAGCGAGGUCGCAUUUCAGAAAGUGAAGGAAGAAGUAACAUUCGAUAUAAUGCACCACAGAGGUGGUGAAGUACCUCGACUUGUCGCCGUCCAAGGUGAAGUGGCCGGGGAUCUAAGCUUUCCAGUUUAUCGUCACCCCUCUGAUGAAUCUCCUCCACUCAGAAAUUUCACGCCAACGGUGGAGUUGAUUCGCAAGGAAGUACAAAAAAUUAUCAAACAUCCAGUCAACCAUGCUCUUAUUCAAUAUUAUCGAUCUGGGAAGGACUAUAUCUCUGAACACUCUGACAAGACGAUCGAUGUUGUACCAGGGUCCAGCAUCGUAAAUGUCAGUCUUGGGGCUCAGCGUACUAUUACUUUGCGAACGAAAAAAGACCAGGUCCGCACCGAUGAAGGAUUAGAUGGGAAACGGUUUUCCCAACGCAUUCCUUUACCUCACGGCUCCAUGUUUGUCAUGGGCCUCGAGACUAACCGGCGUUGGCUUCAUGCAAUAAAUCACGACAAUCGACCUCCUAAAACCAAAUCGCCGGAAGAACUGCAGCAAAACGGAGAGCGUAUCAGCUUGACAUUCAGACAUAUCGGGACCUUUUUGGAUGGUCCAAAUGAAAGGUUGAUUUAUGGGCAAGGAGCAACAGGUAAAAUGAGAGAGGAAGCAAGGCCGGUGGUCAACGGUGGUGGGCCGGAGGCGGAGGCUUUGCUUGAGGCGUUUGGGAAUGAGAAUAAGGAUUCGAAAUUCGUUUGGGAUGAAUGGUAUGGGAAUGGAUCGGAUGUACUGCAUUUUACCGGUGAUAUAUGA
This is a messenger RNA of Lentinula edodes (shiitake mushroom), 867 nucleotides long. RefSeq lists its product as uncharacterized. The coding region runs from base 1 to 867 and encodes 288 amino acids. NCBI's taxonomy places the organism in Eukaryota, Fungi, Basidiomycota, Agaricomycetes, Agaricales, Omphalotaceae. Gene Ontology annotation, biological process: DNA repair; DNA alkylation repair. The record is from RefSeq and is a predicted model, not a curated record. Gene Ontology annotation, cellular component: nucleus. Gene Ontology annotation, molecular function: dioxygenase activity. The transcript is spliced from 2 exons.